GCGCCCCCCGCGCCACGCCCCCUCGUCGUGGGGAGCGCGGCGGGGGCGGGAGGGGCGGGGUGAGUAGGCCCCGCGCGGGUAAAGGGGCCGCCUGGAGCGCGGUCCCUGCGUUCAGCGGUCGCCGCUCACCGACUCACCCUGCAGCCUCGCCGCCGCCCCUCCGCUGCCCACCACCGUCACCCGGGAAACGGGCUGUGAUCGCCGGUCGACCUGAUCCGAAGCUGGUUUCAUGGCAGCCGCGAAGAAAGCAGUUUUGGGGCCGUUGGUGGGAGCAGUGGACCAAGGCACCAGCUCGACGCGCUUUUUGGUUUUCAAUUCAAAAACAGCUGAACUACUUAGUCAUCAUCAAGUAGAAAUCAAACAAGAGUUUCCAAAAGAAGGAUGGGUGGAGCAAGACCCUAAAGAAAUCCUGCAAUCUGUCUAUGAGUGUAUAGAGAAAACGUGUGAGAAACUCGGAGAGCUCAAUAUUGAUAUUUCCAACAUAAAAGCCAUUGGUGUUAGUAACCAGAGGGAAACCACUGUAGUCUGGGACAAGCUGACUGGAGAGCCUCUCUACAAUGCUGUGGCUGCUCCAGUUUCUCCUGGCCCUUCAGAUCCAGUUGCCGUUGUUCCCUCUGGCUCUUCAGUUCCAGCUGCUGGCACUUCCUCAGUGUGGCUUGACCUAAGAACACAGUCUACCGUUGAGACCCUUAGUAAAAGAAUUCCAGGAAAUAAUAACUUCGUCAAGUCCAAGACAGGCCUUCCACUUAGCACUUACUUCAGUGCAGUGAAACUUCGCUGGCUCCUUGACAAUGUGGGACAAGUUCAAAAGGCAGUUGAAGAAGACAGAGCUCUUUUUGGGACCAUUGAUGCAUGGCUUAUUUGGAGUUUGACAGGAGGACCCAAUGGAGGUGUCCACUGUACAGAUGUAACAAAUGCAAGUAGGACCAUGCUUUUCAACAUUCACUCUUUGGAGUGGGAUAAUGAGCUCUGCAAAUUUUUUGAAAUUCCUAUGAAAAUUCUUCCAAAUGUCCGGAGUUCUUCUGAGAUCUAUGGCCUAAUGAAAAUCUCUCAUAGCCUGAAAGCUGGGGCUUUGGAAGGUGUGCCGAUAUCUGGGUGUUUGGGGGACCAGUCUGCUGCACUGGUAGGACAAAUGUGCUUCCAGGAUGGACAGGCCAAAAACACGUAUGGAACAGGCUGUUUCUUACUAUGUAAUACAGGCCGUAAGUGUGUGUUUUCUGAACAUGGCCUGCUGACCACAGUGGCUUAUAAAUUGGGCAGAGACAAACCAGUUUACUAUGCAUUGGAAGGCUCUGUAGCCAUAGCAGGUGCUGUAAUUCGCUGGUUAAGAGACAAUCUUGGCAUUAUAAAGUCCUCAGAGGAAAUUGAAAAACUUGCUAAAGAAGUGGGUACUUCUUAUGGCUGCUACUUUGUCCCAGCAUUUUCAGGGUUAUAUGCACCUUACUGGGAGCCCAGUGCAAGAGGGAUCAUCUGUGGACUCACUCAGUUUACCAACAAAUGCCAUAUUGCGUUCGCUGCGUUAGAAGCUGUUUGUUUCCAAACUCGGGAGAUCUUAGAUGCCAUGAACCGUGACUGUGGAAUUCCCCUCAGUCACUUGCAGGUAGAUGGAGGAAUGACUAGCAACAAAAUCCUCAUGCAGCUGCAAGCCGACAUUCUGUAUAUCCCAGUAGUGAAGCCCUCGAUGCCAGAAACCACUGCUCUGGGAGCUGCCAUGGCUGCAGGGGCUGCAGAAGGAGUUGGUGUCUGGAGUCUUGAACCUGAUGAUUUGUCAGCUGUGACAAUGGAGCGUUUUGAACCGCAGAUCAACGCUGAGGAAAGUGGUAUUCGUUACUCUACGUGGAAAAAAGCUGUGAUGAAGUCAAUGGGUUGGGUUACAACUCAAUCUGCGGAGAGUGGUGACCCUAGUAUCUUCUGUAGUCUGCCCCUGGGCUUUUUUAUAGUGAGUAGCAUGGUAAUGUUAAUCGGAGCAAGGUACAUCUCAGGUGUUCCAUAAGUAGUAUCAAUUCAACGGAUUCCAAAAGAUGCAAGCUUUUUAUGUAAUGAGAGAAUUCAGCGAUUCUGUCUUUUAAUAUGAUGACACUAUUAAUAGACUUUGAUUAUAUUUUUAAGCCACUUGCUGCAUGACCCUCCAAGUAGACCUUGUGGCUUGAAAUAAAGAAAAUGCAGCAGAAAUAAUUCUAUAGAAACAUUUGGUGUGUUUUUUAACAUUAAGUUAAGAUUGGACCAGCCACCUUUGGGGUUGACCCCUCCUUUAAUCACUGCCAGUCCUAUUCCCUCUAAGAUCUAGAAAGAAUCCAGAUCAUGUCUUUCAUCAGAGUGAAACAUGGAUAAGCCAGGAUUUGAUUACACUACCCAUGCUGGAUAAAGGGAUUUUUAUUACUAACACAGUAAAAAAAAAAAAAAAAAAAGAGCAACUGUAUGUUUGUCUCUUUAAAAAGAUUCCCCAAAAGUCCUCUAUUCUGCAUAGUAGGGAGAUCCAGCAUCUUUAGUAAAGUAUAAACAAAAACCUCUACAAAAUUCUAAAAAUGAAAAUUUAGUCUUUUCACAGCUUAGAUACUUUUUUUUAAAAAAGUUGUUUGCCAAAACUGGAAUUCUUCAGACAUUUUGCAUUGUCUCACUAAUUUUGCUGAAUUGUUAUCUGGAUCUUAUAGGGAAAGGUAUUUUUCCCCUUCAUCUCUCCUUUGUAUAUUUUUUAUUUUGUGUAUAAAUACAUGCCUAUUUUAUACACUAAGGGAUCCCAUUUAUCAAUAUAAUUGAGUACAACACAUGGUUUCACUAGUUAUACCAAAUUUCUGUUUGGAUGUUAAAAAGAACGGCCACUUUUUCUUCACUCCUUUUUAUAUUUCUUACUUUGUAUGCAUAAAAUACAUAUACAUUUUAUACUGAGGAUAGCCCAUUUCUAAAUUAAGAAAACGUUAUAUUCUGCAGUUUAUAAUGGAAGUAGUCUGAAGCUGACCACUGCACAAAUAUUUGGGAGAAAAGAGCUGUAUACAUUAUUGCACAAUGGCUAUGCAUAUUAUUUACCAGGAGAAACUUUUUCUUAACAAGACAAUAUUUAAAAUCUAGGAAAAUGUUCUAUGUCAAUAAAAGAAAAUGUAUUUUGUUGUGAUUUCAAUUAGAAUCCUUAUACCCUAUUUUUUAUUCAUAUAUAUGCACAUAUACAUGAAAAAUGAACGACUUACUAUAGAAAAUACUGUUUUCACACAGAAACAAUAGUCCAUGUAAAUUUAUUUUCUUCUAAUAUACUUGUAGACAUAUUUUGGAUGCUCUCAAAAAAGGUUAAAAACUUUAAGUUGAAAAAUACUUCGAGAGUAAAGCCAAGAACGCUCUCUCUAUUCAAAUAUGCCAUUAAUUGUUGAUAAAGAUCUGGGAUGACAGAGGAUUAUUAUCUCUCCUUUAAUAUCAUAUAACAACAGAAACCAUUUCCACGAGAAAUUCUAGUGAAAUUUCUCAAAAUAUUUAAUACCACAUGUUAAAAACCUCACCCAAUCUUGCUUGCUUCUUAAUGACAUUUUAAAAUAGCUUCAAGUUAAUUUCUGUGCAGUACAAGUACAAAAAUAUUGCCUCUUAAUCAUUUUUCAAUCAGUGCUGAAAUGAGAAACUAUUAACACAAAAGGUUUUGUUUUGUUUGAAAUUAAUGGUCAUUUGCAUCUGCAGUUCUGAUUGUGCUAUUUCCAAAUUACUGGAUUUUACUGAUGCCACUGCUAUGUUAGUGACAUAAUGACUAUAGAAAGGUACUUUGAAAUUAUUACUUUGUGGCAGGGGUACAUUUAGAUAUUGUUUCUACCAAGGUAGGUUGAGUUAUUUGUAAAUAAUUGUGAAAACCACUGUUCAGAUAAUUUUAAAAUUACAUUAAUUUUCUACAAAUCGCAAUAUUUAUAAAUGUAUGGCAUUGUACAUGUUGAUAUUUAAUGAUAAAUCUACUCAAAAUAAAUCAACCCCUUAUUUUUA
Molecule: messenger RNA, 3951 nt
Organism: Erinaceus europaeus (western European hedgehog)
Lineage: Eukaryota; Metazoa; Chordata; Mammalia; Eulipotyphla; Erinaceidae
Gene: GK
Product: glycerol kinase
Exons: 23
Coding region: 230-1993 (587 amino acids)
Biological process (GO): glycerol metabolic process; glycerol-3-phosphate biosynthetic process; triglyceride metabolic process
Cellular component (GO): mitochondrion
Molecular function (GO): glycerol kinase activity
Source: RefSeq, a predicted model, not a curated record